Messenger RNA from Giardia duodenalis, 1323 nucleotides. RefSeq lists its product as uncharacterized. NCBI's taxonomy places the organism in Eukaryota, Fornicata, Diplomonadida, Hexamitidae. The transcript has a single exon. The coding region runs from base 1 to 1323 and encodes 440 amino acids. The record is from RefSeq and is a predicted model, not a curated record.
AUGCGAUGUCCUCGCUGUCAUCUGGACACAUUAGAAUUGCAGGGCGACGGGACCAUAUACUUGUGCAGGCGCUGCAAAUAUAUCCAAGACAACGAGAGCGCACAGUUCGUGACUCCUGAGCAAUUUACAGAGACACUGAAGAACAAGUGGAUAACCACGCAAACAGUGAAACCACGUCGUUCUAUAAAGAAGCACACGCGCAGAAAAGUGCAGCUUGAUGAUGAAGGGCUCAAAGAACUGAGAUUGUCAUAUAAUAAGUACUCUCGAAGACUCCGACAAUUUUCUCUGCCUAGCAAGACUCUAUCAGCUAUUUGGAAGCGUGCUUGCUCGUCAGUCCUAGGGAUAUAUCAACAUUUCCGGACCGUCAUUGCUGAAGACCCUGGCACCUUCUCUAGUAUUCAUGCCAACUUUGUAGCAAAUGCGAUUUUAGAGUGUCAAGCCAAUGGUCUAGAGCCAAACAUCUCAUCAUCCAGCAUCUUAACUUUGUUAUCUCGUCCUAAGGCAAUGGCUAUUGCAACCUAUGUCCUUGCAGCUGAGCUAGCGGGAGAACUUGUGAUGCCUUCAUGUAUCACUUUGUACCUGGAAAGUAGGGACACGGCCCAAAAGCCUCCGUCUCUCCUACUUGUUUCCAGGUGCUACCGAAUUCUCCCCAUUCUCAUCCUUUCUCCAAUGACACGGGCACGAUUGCUCUUUGAUGUUAGGACAGCAUUUACCCAGAUUGCAUCACUAUGUUUGGUUUUCCAAGGCUACAAGUUGGACCAUCCUUUAAUUACUCCAUGGAUUGAGUUAUCUACACGCCUAUCCACCCUUUAUCCAAUACCUCUCUGCGGCUUCCAUGCCUUUAUGCCUAUACCAGCAGCGUCUUCUAACAGCAGCAUAUCAAGGAAUCUUCUGUCUCCCUGUCGAUAUGUCUGCAUUCUUUUGCUACUAGCAUACCUUUCUCUCAUGCUAGCUCGUUCUCAGGAUGAUUUCUGGAAAUAUUCAAGUCCAAGCUUGCUCCCGUCGAACUUGACUGUUCGUUAUCAUAACUCUUUCAUGUGGUCAACUGAAACAACUAAGUUCUUCAAAGCCAUAGGCCUCAAUUUCUUAGUAUAUAAACCCUUCAACUCGUUUUCACUGGAAGAGUUUAUUGGAUCGAGUGGUACUCAGUCAAGGGCUAUAGAUGAGAACUCAGCUGAACUACCUUUGGUAGAUGACGUCGCCUGCAUGCUUGCUACGAUUUGUGAGCUUAGCGUUGAAAGGUUUGUAAAGAGUUCACUCGACGUGGCUUGUGCCCUACCAUCGCGUACAAAUCCCAAAAUGGAUCAAUCAAAGCUAGGAUAG